ACAGUGACCACGUCUGCGUUCCGUAUGUCAUCACACCGGCAACACACACACUGAUCAUCUUCAAGCUCGCCUCUUCAUCAACGUGAACGGUGAGAUCUAUCUGUCCGCGGCGGCCCCCGCUGGCUCGUACCACAUGUCUGUUAGAGCUACCACUGUACUCACACACGUCACCGCUUCAGCCCCCAUACUCCUUUUUAUUGAAGAGAAUGGGGCUUGUAACACAACUUACAAUCAACCACCUCUUCUGAUUCUUGAACGAUACGAAGAAGAAGAACAUUUAAAUCUAGUACCAUUAAAUCGUACCAAACAUCCACUGUGUAAUUAUGUAUUAACCAACCGCUGGCCGAUCGAUCAAAACUGGCUGUACGUAGACGACGAAGGCUUACAUACUAAAUCUAUUGAUAGAGAAGACGUUUCAAUAGCUUUUAUGCCAGUUUCACAAAUACAAGUGGAGCUCAACUUACAUUGUGGCAGCGACUUAAGAAUGAAACGAUCGUUAAGUACAAAUGGCGAACAGAAUUGGCUUGGGCCUUACGACUACGGCGCUAAUAAAUGGAUACUAACUGACAGUAUCUCGUAUAAUGCAAGACGAACCUUAGUCAAUCUUAUCGUAAAGGAUAUUAAUGAUAAUAGCCCGAUAUUCGUUGGAUUGGAAAAUGAACCUAUUGUUGUUGGAUAUCCUGAGUCAGAUAUUGAAGGAUUCGUUUCGCCGAGGUUUUUGGUCAAAGUUGAGGCAACCGACGCAGAUAUCGGCGAGAAUGCAGCCAUUAUGUACUGGAGCACCGACCCACGAGUGGUCGUGUCUCCGAACACAGGAGAUGUUCACGUUCACAAUACUGCCACCAUUGAAGAUAACUACAGGUUCACUGUAAACGCCACAGACAGACGAGGCUCAGGAAACACGGGCUCGAUUGAUGUUUUGGUGAAACUACUAUCCUCAGAAGAAAUAGUCGUGAUCACUGUACAAAACAGUUUCUUGGAUGAUGAAGACCAAGUAUUGUCUGCAUUAAACGCAGCUGUUGAUUACGAUAUUAAAAUGUUAUGCGCGAGCGUGGUCACUGGAAAUAUUGAACCAACUUAUAAAAGACAACAAUCAGAUGAUUUAGGCGUUUCUCUGAGACUAUUUGUAUAUGGAAUCAAAAGCCAGGAAGCAAUCAAAGUAGAUAGACUUACAAGUGACCUAAGUGAUAGCAACAUAGUAACGGUCAACAUAGCCAGUGUCCUAUCACUUCAAGAUCAUCUCGACAAACUGCAGAUAUGCCCUCUACCUGGACGUGACACUGGCUUGUUAGUGGCAACUAUAGUCCUUGCCGGCGUCGUUCUAAUAAUUACUCUAACAGUUGCUGUCUGCUUUUUCCUUAAACGGAAAAAAGAGCACCAUUAUGACCAAUUUAGUGACCGCAAUAGUUUGGCAUCUCGAAAUGAUUCAAUCAAGUCAUCCAAAUCUGAAAUAUUACCGAAAAUAAAUUUAGAUGAACUAAGAAAGAGUGAGAAAAAACUUCAAGAAAGAUUGGAUGCUGCGAAUGGUUCGAGUAUUGCCGCGAAUGAUAUGUUGCCUGUUAUCAUUGAAGAACCGUCAAAAAUGACUGAUGUCGCUCAGACUCCUAAAGAAACUCUUAUCAAUAUAUCAGCACCGGAUCCAAAAGCACCAAUUGUUAUCCAAUCUAUAGACAAACUAAAGGACAGCGGAGCUGAUUCUGACGAUGAUGAUGAAUUUGGUGAAAAAAAUAAAGUAAGAAGGAAAUCAGUCGUCACUUUCAAUGAAAAUGUUGAAAAAAUAAUUCACUUGGAAGAUGGACUAGACGAAGAAUCAUCUGAACCGGACAUAGAAGUAUACAAAUUUUAAUUCAAAUCAUAAUAACUUACAAAAGAAAACAGUUUAAUAUUAGUUUGAAUGCACAGCUUAAAAUAAUUUGGUUAAUUUAUAUACUUUGCCAAAAAACCCAAAUGGAUGACUGUUGAAGUCAUUGCCCUCUUUAUAUCCCUAAGAUAUUAUCGGACAGACAUGACUGUCCAAGUAGGUGUUCAACUGUAAAUAAUGACUUAUAUCAUUAUAACUUAUAAUAUAUUAAAUUCUAAUAGUCUACUUUCACUCUAAACAAGUUUUCUUUUAUAUUUCUGUAAAACUUAUUGGAAAUAGAUAUAUUUUUGUUAAGUUUAUUCAAAUUAGUAUCAUGCUUGUAGAAUUAUAAUAAUCCUAUUAAAAUGCCGCAGUCGUGCUCAUCAAAAUAUUAAAAGGAAUGGCAUAUUAAUUAUUGGAAUUCAUUGUAAAUUAAAUAAACGAAAAGUUUACUUUCA
Molecule: messenger RNA, 2298 nt
Organism: Leptidea sinapis
Lineage: Eukaryota; Metazoa; Arthropoda; Insecta; Lepidoptera; Pieridae
Exons: 7
Coding region: 134-1846 (570 amino acids)
Biological process (GO): cell adhesion
Cellular component (GO): plasma membrane
Molecular function (GO): calcium ion binding
Source: RefSeq, a predicted model, not a curated record